Sorghum bicolor (sorghum) is the source of this 1137-nucleotide messenger RNA. Its product is annotated as probable peroxygenase 5. The coding region runs from base 247 to 915 and encodes 222 amino acids. Gene Ontology annotation, molecular function: calcium ion binding; monooxygenase activity. NCBI's taxonomy places the organism in Eukaryota, Viridiplantae, Streptophyta, Magnoliopsida, Poales, Poaceae. The record is from RefSeq and is a predicted model, not a curated record. The transcript is spliced from 6 exons.
GUUUGUUUUGUAGUACUUUUGUUGUGUCUAGUGCUCCUGGCUCCUGCGGGCUGCGGCCUGGGCUUGUCCACCUGUAUUUUAGGGGGCGGAGGGGCGUGGGGGUACGGCCACCCGCACAAGCACAAGAAGCUGCGCUGCAAGCGCGAGCAAACAGCCAAAAAGGAGGAAGGAAAGGGGAGAGAGCAGUUAGCUUGAGCGCGCGCGCGACAGAGUCGAGUCGAGUCGAGGGGGAAUCACCGCCGGAGAAUGGGGAUGAGCAGGGCUCCGCGACGACGGGCGUCCCCAUCCGCGGCGGCGGCUGUGCCUUGGCUGCUUCUCUUCGCCGUUCUAUUCGUGGGCCGGGCGACGGCGCAAGGCCCCGGCGCGACGCCGCUGUCCAAGCACGCGUCGUUCUUCGACCGCAACGGCGACGGCGUCGUCUCCUUCGAGGAGACGUACGGCGCGUUUCGGGCUCUCGGGUUUGGAUUCGGCAUGUCCGGCGUCAGCGCUGCCUUCAUCAAUGGCGCUCUUGGUAGCAAGUGCAGACCUCAAAAUGCAACGUCAUCGAAGUUGGACAUCUACAUUGAGGACAUCUAUAAGGGGAAACAUGGAAGCGAUUCAGGCUCAUAUGACACCGAAGGAAGGUUUGUUCCUGAUAAGUUCGAAGCGAUAUUCGCCAAUCACGCAAAGACUGUCCCUGACGCCCUGACAUCGGACGAGAUCGACCAGCUGCUCCAAGCAAACAGAGAGCCCGGGGACUACACCGGAUGGGCCGGCGCAGAAGCGGAGUGGAAGAUCCUGUACAGCCUCGGCAAGAACCAGAACGGCCUCCUCCACAAGGACGUCGCAAGAAGCGUCUACGACGGGACGCUGUUCCACAGGCUCGCGCCCAACUGGAAACCUCUCGACAAGGAGAGCGUGAUCAGGGAGAACUGAACCGAGAGGACCGUGCCAUCUGCGUUCUCUUGCGUUACUUGUUGGUACAAGCAAAUCCGAUUAAGAUAAGGACUGUGGGCUCUGAACAUGUUGUCAAGCAACUUGUAAAGCGGUGUGAACAAGUGUGUAUAUUAAAUUAUAACUAAGUACAUCAUCACGUUACGAGCACUCUGCAAUAUAAUAUGUAUACCAACUAUUUCUUCAUCUAUUAUAUUUUACUCA